CUAAAAUCUACCUACCCGAUUCCAACUUUCUAACCCUCUCCCUCGUCUCUCGUCCCUCUCUCCUUGCAGCUGAAGUUUGAAGAACGAAUUUGGACCGAAGCUCGGCGACGGCAAUACCAGACCUGACCACGUUGACGUAACUUUUCCUCAGUUUUCGUUCUGGCAAAGAUAACUUAAAAGGAUGACCUCUUUAAGUGGGAGUGAUCAUUUCAUGGAAAUUUGCUCAAGAGUAAGGCUAAUUAACAGAUGAAAUGAAGACAUGAAAUCCUAUAGGCACAUUAUCUCAACAUGUGAGAUAUCAAGUUCUUAUGGUUUUUGUAUGUCUAAUAAUGCUGCAAUGGUCUUUUGGUAUGGUGAGAGAUGGUUUGAAAGCUGAAUUUUAAGUUUGCAAUGACAAAGGAUCUGUCUUACCAUGCGAAUGGAUGCAGUGGAAUGAAUUCAAAGUUUUGGUGCUCAAUGAGUUGAUAGCUUGCAGGGAGAGAGCUGAGGGAAGCAUCCCUUGCUAAUAGGAUUUUCUCCAUAUAUAGUCAUCUCAACAUGGAAGAACAGUUCAUUCUUCGAGUUCCACCUUCAGUUUCUGAGCGGAUUGACCGCCUUUUGAGUGAGAAUGCAUCUUCUUCUGAAGACAAGUCAUUGGAUUUGUCCUUCUCUGAGGAUGGAAGGAAUGGAACUUUUGUAAUUGGUAACGACCAUUUUCCUGCUGCUCUCUUGGAUCUUCCUUGCAUUGUGGAGUCAUACAAAACUUACGAUGAUAAUGUUCUCAUCAAAACUGCAGACAUUGGCCAGAUAAUUAUGGUAAGAGAAGAGGGUGAUCCUGCCCCAGAUGGAGUGGAGUAUAGACAUGGGCUUACACCUCCAAUGAGAGAUGCUCGAAGGCGAAGGUUUCGUAGGGAACCUGAUCUAAAUCCUGAGCUUGUGCAGCGGGUCGAGAAAGAUCUGGUGAACAUUAUGGCUGGUGGAACAGCAGAAAAUGUUGAUGUUGAAGUGGAAGAUGGCGAUGAGAAUGCACCAAAAGCACCUGAAAAAGCUGCACCUGAACCUGCAACAAAACCAGAUGUUCCAGAGACUGGUACAGCUGGUGGCGAGCCGGAAAGAAGUGAUUCUGAUGACUCCGAUGAUUCAAUGUGAUGCAGAAAACUACAUUUUGUACUUGGCAUAUAUCAGCAAUGGUGUACAAAGGCAAUAAUUGGGUUCACCUCACGACUUGAUCAAGUCAAAUGGCUCCACGCAUGAAAGUAAUAUUAUCAUUAAUCAAUGACUGUUAUGAUAUCUAUCCUCUGAUCGCUGGUUGAGGUCUGGCUGCAGGGUCAUCUGAUGGACUUAACAAUCGAACUGCAAGGUAUUUUGCACAUUAUAGCAGGAACCAAGAAAUUGGUUUGCCUUUGUAUCAUCUAUUGUAAUUAGCCAUUUUGGUGUAUAAGAGUUCUCCUUGGCAGGGGAAUAGUUGUACCUUUUGUAUGCACUUUAAAUAGGUUAUUUUUCUGAUAAAUCAAAUAUUGCGUGUCAAUUGUCAUUAGCA
This is a messenger RNA of Nelumbo nucifera (sacred lotus), 1519 nucleotides long. The record is from RefSeq and is a predicted model, not a curated record. NCBI's taxonomy places the organism in Eukaryota, Viridiplantae, Streptophyta, Magnoliopsida, Proteales, Nelumbonaceae.